Messenger RNA from Aspergillus aculeatinus CBS 121060, 1524 nucleotides. RefSeq names its product FAD dependent oxidoreductase. Gene Ontology annotation, biological process: secondary metabolite biosynthetic process. Bases 104 to 1507 code for a protein of 467 amino acids. The record is from RefSeq and is a predicted model, not a curated record. Lineage: Eukaryota; Fungi; Ascomycota; Eurotiomycetes; Eurotiales; Aspergillaceae. Gene Ontology annotation, molecular function: FAD binding; monooxygenase activity. The transcript is spliced from 6 exons.
GUCACCUCCACCCUCACCACAUUUGGCCCUGGUAUAACUGUCGCACUUCUAGCCCAAAGUGCACAAGCAAUCUUCUCAACUUACACAAACGACCACAAUCAUCAUGGCUCCUCCCAUUCAUGUCAAAGAACCACAAACUCGACCGGAGACGUGUUCUCUUGAGAUAAUCGUCAUCGGUGCCGGUCUUGCCGGACUAGGCACCGCCAUUGCCUGCGCUCUUGCUGGACACAAGGUACACAUCCUUGAAGCGACCUCAUCGAUCCGAGAAGUUGGUGCUGGCAUUCAAGUUCUGCCCAACAGCUCCCGAGUGCUCACACACUGGGGACUUCUUCCCCGUCUCACCCCGCACAUGACCUCUCCCCGCGUCUGCAACUUCCUCCACUGGAAAGGCGAGAUCAUCAGCAGCCUAGACUUCCACGCCUCCGAAUCGCAGUAUCCCGGAACGUGGUAUCGUGAUUUCCACCGCGCAGAUCUCCAGCGAUGUUUGUUGGAGAGAGCGGAGGAACUUGGGGUGAAAGUCACUUGCAGAGCGAGGGUCGUGGAUGUUGUGCCGGAGGUUGUUUCUAGCAGUACGCCAGAUGGCUGGGGCAAUACUGCCACUGUUAUUGCAGCGGACGGACGAGAAUGGAUCGGGGAUUUGGUAAUCAGCGCCGAUGGGGUAUUUGGGACCCUGAGUGAGAGAAUGCUGCAGCGCCAUGACCCGCCCGUUAAGACAGGGGAUCUUGCGUAUCGCUUGCUACUGGAUACGGAGAAGAUGCUGCAGGAUGAAGAGCUGAGGGACUUUGUUGUCAAUCCCCAGGUGAACUAUUGGUUAGGACCGGGGAAACAUGCAGUCAACUACGUCCUCCGCCAAGGCGAACUGUUCAACAUGGUCCUCCUCGUACCGGAUGAUAUCCCCGAGGAAUCGCUGGCCACUACGGUCGAAGGAAACGUGGAGGAAAUGUGUGGUUUGUUCGAAGGGUGGGAUCCGAGGAUCCAAAAACUCCUCAAACUGUGCCAAUCAGUCCAGAAGUGGCGUCUGUGUAUUCGAUUUGGCGACUGCGACUGGGCCCAUCCUUCAGGUUCGUGGAUUAUGCUUGGGGAUGCAGUGCAUGCAACACUGCCUUACCUUGCGUCAGGAGCCGGAAUGGCAUUCGAAGACGGUGCUGUCCUUGGAGAGUGUCUCUCGCGCCUACCGUCUGAUCCUUCGAUCGAUAAGACCUCACCCGCAUUCCUAGAAGCGAAACGCCAUGCGUUGGCUGUGUUUGAGAGAUGUCGAAAACAGAGAACGAAGAUGGUGGUGGAAAGGGGAAACGUACAACAGUAUCUAUAUCACUUGGACGAUGGGCCGGAGCAGGAGGAACGCGACCGCAAGAUGCGGAUGGUGCCCACUCCGGAGGGUGAGGCUUUGGCAUGGAGAGACCCCGGCUUGGCCCCGAAGCUGCUGGGCUAUGAUCAUAUUGCAGAUGUGGAUCGGAAUUGGAGUUUUGGCGAGAAAGAUACGGAGGUCCGUGAAGCAAGGCUUUGAGUAUAGGUCACACUCAC